GCAGCUCCCUGAUUGUUUCUAAUUCUGCUAUUAAUUCUAACGGUACUGCUGACUCACUCAGCUCCAGCCCGAACAUUUCCAGUGCCGCCAGCCCGAAGCUGGAGCCGCCUCCAUCACCACAUGCCAACAGGAAGAAGCAUCGCAGGAAAAAGAGCACAGGGACCACUCGGCCUGACGGCCCCAGCACGGCAGCAGAAGAACCAGAUGAGCCAUUUGAGUUCAUUAUUGUGUCGCUGACGGGCCAGACAUGGCUCUUUGAGGCCUCAACGUCAGAGGAGCGGGAGCUGUGGGUGCAGGCCAUCGAGAGCCAGAUCCUGGCCAGCCUGCAGGGCUGUGAGAGCAGCAAAAACAAGGCUCGGCUGGGCAGCCAGGGCGACGCGCAGGCCAUGCAGGCCGUCCGCACCGCACGCGGGAACAGCUUCUGUGUGGACUGUGACGCACCAAAUCCAGAUUGGGCUAGUCUGAACCUGGGUGCCCUCAUGUGCAUCGAGUGCUCCGGGAUCCAUCGCAACCUGGGCACCCACCUGUCCCGCGUGCGCUCCCUGGACCUGGAUGACUGGCCUAGUGAGCUUCUCAUGGUCAUGACAGCCAUCGGCAACGCCCUGGCCAACGCUGUCUGGGAGGGAACAGUGGAGGGGUACCCCAAGCCCACUCCUGAGAGCAGUCGGGAGGAGAAGGAGCGCUGGAUCCGGGCCAAGUAUGAGCAGAAGCUCUUCCUGGCCCCACUGCCCCAGUCGGACAUCCCGCUGGGGCAGCAGCUGCUGCGGGCUGUGGUGGAGGACGACCUGCGCCUCGUGGUGACACUCCUGGCUCAUGGCACCAAGGAAGAAGUGAAUGAGACCUACGGGGAUGGAGAUGGGCGCACAGCCCUGCAUCUCUCCUGUGCCAUGGCCAAUGUAGUCUUCACACAGCUGCUCAUCUGG
Messenger RNA from Acanthisitta chloris (rifleman), 923 nucleotides. RefSeq names its product arf-GAP with GTPase, ANK repeat and PH domain-containing protein 3-like. The transcript has 6 exons. NCBI's taxonomy places the organism in Eukaryota, Metazoa, Chordata, Aves, Passeriformes, Acanthisittidae. Gene Ontology annotation, biological process: proteasome-mediated ubiquitin-dependent protein catabolic process. Gene Ontology annotation, molecular function: GTPase activator activity; protein binding. The record is from RefSeq and is a predicted model, not a curated record. The annotation marks the transcript as partial. Gene Ontology annotation, cellular component: nucleus.